This is a messenger RNA of Haemonchus placei, 297 nucleotides long. Lineage: Eukaryota; Metazoa; Nematoda; Chromadorea; Rhabditida; Trichostrongylidae. The record is from the annotation of a GenBank genome assembly.
AUGCCAAAUAAACCCAACACGAAGCAUCCUGACAUCACCCCACACAACCUCAAAGAAGAGGAAACUCGAACAGGUGUACCAGUGGAAAACUCAGAGGUUCUACCCCAGACGACAUAUUUUUUGGCUGAAGCCUCAGCCUUGUCGCCUUAGCCACAGACUCAGAUGAGGACCAGUAAACUUGGGCGGAAACGAUACUGGUAUCGUAAAAAUUUGGCAGGAAGUUUGGGGGUUACAGGAGCAGCUGCACUUUCCAUGUUUGCCGAUACAAUCAGAAUCGGUGCAACAUCGGUGCGAUAA